Camelina sativa (false flax) is the source of this 1061-nucleotide messenger RNA. Its product is annotated as cysteine proteinase inhibitor 7. The record is from RefSeq and is a predicted model, not a curated record. Lineage: Eukaryota; Viridiplantae; Streptophyta; Magnoliopsida; Brassicales; Brassicaceae. Gene Ontology annotation, molecular function: cysteine-type endopeptidase inhibitor activity.
CGGAAACAGUCUUUAACCGGCGAAAGAAACCAUCCCCGUCUGUUAGGUUAGGUAGGUGUCUGAAAAAUAAUCUCAUCGGAGUUUUUGAUCGGAAAAAUUGGGAAUCGGAGAAUCUCACUGGGAACUGUGGAGAUGAAGCGUGCUUCGGUGUGGAUGAUGUUGAUUUGCGUAUCGUUGGUUCUUCUUUCUGGAUUUGGCCAGUUUGUGAUCUGUAGUGAAGAAAUAGGAACAUCCAACAACAACAACAUCGUAAGGAUGAAGCUUGGUGGAUUUAGCGAUUCCACGAAUGAUCGGAACGGUGGGGAAGAGAUCGAUGAUAUUGCACUCUUUGCUGUUCAAGAACACAACAAACGAGAGAAUGGUGUUGUUGAGCUUGCUAGAGUGUUAAAGGCAACAGAGCAGGUGGUUGCUGGUAAGCUCUACCGUCUUACUCUUGAAGUUAUGGAAGCUGGGGAGAAGAAGAUUUAUGAAGCUAAAGUUUGGGUGAAGCCAUGGAUGAACUUUAAGCAGCUUCAGGAGUUCAAGAAUGUUGUUCCCUCCUUUACUAUUUCCGACCUUGGCUUGAUACCAGAUGGUAAUAGAUUUGACUGGAGAUCGGUAUCAACAAAUAACCCUGAAGUCCAGGAGGCAGCAAAGCAUGCCAUGAAAUCGAUUCAACAGAAAUCAAACUCGCUGUACCCCUAUAAACUCAUAGAUAUAAUCCUAGCCAGGGCGAAGGUGGUUGAAGACCGUGUGAAAUUCGAACUGCUUCUGAAGCUAGAGAGAGGCAACAAACUGGAGAAUUUGAUGGUUGAAGUGCUGAAGUAUGAAGACGGCAAGUAUCAGUAGAAGUUGUGGGUAGCUUUGGGGUUGUCUGUGACAUGUGUGAAUACUUGUGUAUAGAAUAUACUAAAAACUGAUGUGUGUAUAUNAAAAAAAAAAAAAAAAAAAAACUGAUGUGUAUAAUGAAAAUAAACAUGGUGCUUGUUUGUUUGUCUAUAAACAGGGUUUCUUGUAAACGAUUACAUGACUUCAUAUGUAAAAGUUAUUAUGCGCUUGAAAAAAAAAGUUAACCGACCACA